Messenger RNA from Otolemur garnettii (small-eared galago), 1002 nucleotides. RefSeq names its product histone H1oo. Gene Ontology annotation, molecular function: DNA binding. Gene Ontology annotation, biological process: nucleosome assembly. The record is from RefSeq and is a predicted model, not a curated record. NCBI's taxonomy places the organism in Eukaryota, Metazoa, Chordata, Mammalia, Primates, Galagidae. Gene Ontology annotation, cellular component: nucleosome. Bases 1 to 1002 code for a protein of 333 amino acids. The transcript is spliced from 5 exons.
AUGGCUCCUGGGAGCGUCACCAGCGAAACCUCGACCACCUCAACUUCCACGGCAGGAUCAUCCAGCUCUGAGUCUGAAAAGCCAGGCCACAGCACUUUCCUGGUGGGGCGCCGCAAUCCCCCAGUGCUGCGCAUGGUGCUGGAGGCGCUGCAGGCGGGGGAGCAGCGCCGGGGCACGUCGGUGGUGGCCAUCAAGCUCUACAUCCUGAACAAGUACCCAACGGUGGAUGUCACCCGCUUCAAGUACCUGCUGAAACAGGCCCUGGCCACCGGCAUGCGCCGCGGCCUCCUCACCAGGCCCCUCAACUCCAAGGCCAAGGGGGCCACCGGCAGCUUCAAAUUAGUUCCCAAGCACAAGAAGAAAGUCCAGUCCAGGAGGACAGCUGCCUCAAGAACCCCCAGGAGAACUGGGGAGGCCAAGGAGAAGGGCCCCAAGAAACCAAAUGAGGCAAAGAAGGACCCUCUCAGCUUGGGUGAGGUGGAAAAGGCAGCCAGGAAGCCUGGAAAGGUGAGGAAGCCUCCUCCCAAACCACAUGCAGCCAAGGAGAAGGACCUCAGGAACGGCAGCAAGGCCACGGACGUCAAGGCAAAACUCGGUGAAGCUAGGAAGGCCCCCCCAAAGCCAGACAAGGCCACACAGGUCCCUUCUAAAGCCAGCAGGCUCAGCGAGAAGUCAAAGGUCAACGGCAGGAGCAGCCAAGGAGAUGAUCAGGCCCACAGGAAAACCAAAGUUAGUUCCAAACCCACAGCCAGCAAGGUCAAGAAUGAGGCUGCUUCCCCAACCAAAAAGAAGAUGACAGCCAAGGCCCCUCAAGGAGCAGCUGCCCAGAGGUCUAGGGAGAAACCAAACGCCAGGGCAGCUUCCCCUGCUAAGGGCACUGGGUCCAAGACGGCCACCGCACACCUGGCCAGGAAGACAGAGGGCCCUGUGGGCUCAAGAAGGCCUGGGCUGCCCAUUAAGGCCUCGGCAUCCAAGGUGUCCAGCAAGAAGGCCGAAGCAUAA